AUGCCAAGCAAUACAACCGUUGUUGCCGUGUCUCUUGUAACAGCUGGCCUGGCUUUCGUUUACUAUCGUUUACGCUGCUAUUUUGCAGGAGGAGUAUGCAAGAAUAACGUGUCUAUGAAAGGGAAGACUGUGAUCAUCACUGGAGCAAACACAGGGCUUGGCAAAGAAGUAGCUGUGGAGCUUGGUAAACGUCAAGCUCGUGUUAUUCUCGCUUGUAGAAGUCUUGAAAAAGGCAAGCAAGCCGCGAGAGAAAUCUGUUCCAAGGUUAAAGAUGCGAUAUUAGUCGUGAAGCACCUUGAUCUGUCAUCUCUGGCAUCUGUGCGUCAAUUUGCUGAUGAAAUAUUGAAAGAAGAAAAACGAUUAGAUGUUCUGAUCAACAAUGCAGGGGUGUUUAUGGACCCCCCUAUGAUCAAAACCCAGGAUGGGUUUGAAAUUCAUUUUGGUGUAAAUCAUCUUGGACACUUUCUGUUGACAAAACUGCUGUUAGAGCUGCUUGAGAAAUCAUCACCUAGUCGGGUUGUUGUAGUAUCAUCAGCUCUGGCUAAGAGAGCUUGCAUUGAUUUUGAUAACAUUUAUGCAGAAAAGGGUCAUCCAGGAAGACAGGAUCAUAUGAAAGGACCCUAUGCUCAGAGCAAACUUGCAAAUUUGCUGUUUGCACAUGAAUUAAGUAAGAGGCUUCCUGAAGGUAAUUGCCCAGAAUGAUAAAUACAAUGAAAUGCUAAUUUCUUGAACCUGUUGGGAAAAAGUAGUCCCCCUCACUUCCAUUUUUGUCUCGUCACGGAAAACUUCUCCCCAACAGACAGCGUUUGUUUGCUGUUUUCUCAGGCUAGCAAAAAGAAAGAUCUGUUUGAAUUACCAGGGAAUAAAAUUAGUGUUUGACCUGGUGAAGGGGACUCGCCUGUGGUUCUAAGUAACAGGAGGAUUAACAAAACAAAGGGUUGUGGAAGUGAGAAAUUGGGAUUCUACUGUAGAAUUACAUCCCCUGGAAGAGGGAAGCUAAGGUUACUGUUAUAUCAGGGUAUAAUCGUUGGAAUACAAAUGAAAUUAGAAGUGAACAAAAACUUUGAGCACCUUCAGCGGGACAGCCCCAUCUGUCAUUUGUACACCUUGUUUGCCUCUGCCAGAAUAUUGUGUAACCUUUCUUUUUAAUUUCUCCUGGGUUUUACAGACUUGUCCCAAGAGAAAUUGAAAACAAUGCUUAUACCAAAUUUGGGAGGGGGGGAGGGGCAAACAAGGUGUAUUGUGAGAUAUGUGCAAAUGGCGAGUAUGUGAGAAAUUAAUAUAUUCAUGGAACACAAGGUGUAUCCAGAAAUUUAUGUUGUGAUUGGCUAAAUGUCAGGAAAGGAAUGUUGUUCAGUCUUCAGUACUGAGCCAUUUAUAAAAAAAGGGAAAGGCUGCAUGAUGAUACAAAGGACAGCUGCAUCAGAGCAUGAUAGUCUACAUUAGAACUGUCUUGUUGUGUAAAGGUACUGUCAAGUCUGGUUCUAAUGCUAUGGUUUGUCUCUUUACAUUUUACUAAGGUGUAACUGUCAACUCCCUAAGCCCUGGUAUAUGCUGGACUGAACUUCAUCGCAACUCAUCUUUAAGCUUAAUGAAGAAGCUACUGCUGUACCCCAUUGCAUUUAUAGUUGCCAAGAGACCAAGAGAAGGAGCUCAGACCAUCAUAUAUUGUGCUACUGAAAAGAAAUUAGACCAAGUGUCAGGGGCAGUUUUUACUGAUUGUGAUAUGAAGGAGUUUCCACCACAUACCAGAGAUGAUGGAGUCGCUAAGAAACUUUGGGAGCUAAGUGAAACAUUAACUCAAUAGAACUAAGUGAAUACAGAGUGAACUGUCAGGAAAUAAUGAGCAACUGAAGGAAAAAUUGGUUGAAGAUGAUAAUGUGGUCAUUUUUCUCAUUUUCUUAUAUCGAAGUGUCAUUGCUCUGCUUAAUUGUUCAAAUCAAUGAAUUCAGAAUUCAAGAAUAAUUGGUUUUAUAUUCAUUAUAAAUUUUCCCAAGCCAGCUCAUGACAUCCUACCCUACACAUAGAAUUUCUUAAAUUUGCCUGUUUCUCAGCAGUUUCAUAACAUGAACAGAACUUUUUUCUUGCCUAUACAUGUACCCCUCAAAAAGCAGUUGACAUCAAUAAUUUUGCAAAAGGUUUGAACCCAGGAGUCAAUUCAUAAGUAGGGUGAGCAUGAUCGUCCGGGUGAACGUAGUCCUGAAUAGGACUGUUGU
Messenger RNA from Porites lobata, 2216 nucleotides. The record is from the annotation of a GenBank genome assembly. Lineage: Eukaryota; Metazoa; Cnidaria; Anthozoa; Scleractinia; Poritidae.